Durusdinium trenchii is the source of this 2413-nucleotide messenger RNA. The record is from the annotation of a GenBank genome assembly. NCBI's taxonomy places the organism in Eukaryota, Dinophyceae, Suessiales, Symbiodiniaceae.
GUUUAUCAUCGCUUAGUCAUUGCUGCCAUGGGCGCGGACGCAGUGUUGCGCACCGAAGUGCGACGCAUUUUGGGCAGCGAGACGCCGGAGGAGCUGAUCAAGGCUUUGACUGGCCCCGAGCUGGAAGCCGUGCUUGUGAAGGCUCAUGAGCAGGCAAGGGGCUUUGUGACGAGUUCCUGUGGCGUAAUUCCUGCAGACUUCGAUGGACAUGUGCCCAGAGGCUUAAGCAACUUGGGGAACACUUGCUUCUUAGCUUCCGUGUUGCAAUGCUUGGCGCAGACGGAGAACUUCUCUCAAGAGCUCACGCUAACGCCCGAAGGCCGCCUGGGCGGCAUCGGCGGCGCCUUGCGGCGCGUGCUGCAGCAGCUGCGCUCGGCAGAGGAGGCCUCGGUGGAGGAGAUUCUGGGAGAGUUGGCCGAGAGGUACAGCUGGUACCGCGGCAAGUCCCAGCAAGAUGCCCACGAGCUCCUGCGCACGCUACUGGCAGCCUUGGCCGAUGAGAGGGAGGUGAAGGAGGACAAGGAGACGCUGCAGCAGUUGGUGCAUCGGAGCUUUCGAGGACAAAUGUGCGAGGCCAUCCUGUGCUGGUCCUGCCGGGAGAUCUCAUUCCGCCAUGAGUUCUUCCUGGACUUUUCCUUGGACCUCUCUGAGGAGGAUCCGGCUCCGGGGCCCUUGGGCCUGCGUGGCUGGGUGAUGCAACCCAUGCCAUCGCCGGAGGAGGAAGAGGUGGAUGAAGAGGCAGAGGCCGAUGGUGCUGAAGCUGAACGAGCGGCCGAGAGCCUGGAAGAACAUGUCAUCGAGGUCCAGUUGGAGCGAGUGCCGGGUCGACGGAUCGCGUUGGGCUUCGAAUGGCAAGAGCUGCCCGUGCACCAGUGCAAGGUUCUGCGACGGAUUCAUCCCAACAGCUUGGCGGAGCAGUGGAACAAGCGUUUCAACCGCCGGCUGACUCCUGGGCUUUUAUUGCUCUCAGUCAAUGGGGAGGAGGAUCAUGAGGAGAUCAUGCAGAUCUUGAAGGAUGAGGCGAAGCUGUCCCUACGCUUUGCUCCUGAAGAGGUCAUGCGGCGCUUUGGUGCCACGCAGGGAAGCGCCAAGGGCUUCCAAGUGGAUUUGACACGAGAGACUGGCUCCAAAAGGGCUUGGGGCUUCCAACUCGAUCAGAAGGCUUUGGAGAUGGUGGGAUCGACGUUGAUUGUGGCCCAGAUCCACCCGGACUCCUUGUUGGACGCCUGGAACCUCCGCUGCCGCUCGAUGGGCAGCCGUGCGAAGCUGGUCGUCCACCCCGGCGACCGCAUCCUCUCGGUGAACGGCGAGAGCGACAACGUCCAGGCCAUGGUCAAGGCCUUGCAAAGCCAGACCCGACAGAAGAACAGCAUUCUUCUGGAGCCAGGGGACCGCGACGCGUAUAUGGGCGGUUAUCCCGCUGGCGCGGAAAGAGCGGAAGAUGCGGAGGCCCAGUUCGAGGUGGCUUUGGAGGACUCCUUGGGGCCUUUCGGCUUCCAAGUGGAGCAUCAGCGUGUGAAAGGCAUCGACGAAGGAUCUCCCCUGGCGAUGUGGAACUUGGUGUGUCGCUCACGAGGGGAAGAGGAUCUGUGUGUGGAGCUGGGCGACACGCUGCUUCAGGAGGCGUCCUCCAGUGGCAGGCGCAUCUUCCAGCUCCGGCGCUCCAAGGAACGUCAGGCCUCCGUCCGCGCCCUCGGCGCUCGGCCCGACGCUGCCAGCGGCACGGCCGCGGCGCGCGGCGCCGGCGCUGAGGGGCCGCGCGUGGAGAUGGUCCGUGCCGCGGAGGAGUGCGUGGCAGCUCUGGACAAACCCUUGAGGGAGCUUUUUGAGACCAAGCCCAGGCCCAAGGUGGUGUCGCUGGCAGACUGCGUGAGGGAUUUGGGUGCCAUUGAAGCCUUGGAGGAAUCCUUCGAAGCAAUCUACAAGUGCCAACACUGUACUCCAUCCCGGACCUUUGCCUCCAAACGUGCCUGGCUCUGGGGCUCCUUGCCACCGGUGCUCCCCGUGCAGCUGAAGCGCUUCCGGCGUGAGCGCGAUGGGGCGUUCCGGAAGUCACAGACCCGAAUUCAGACCAGCAGUACCUUAGACCUCUCAGAUCUCUUAUUGUCCUCCAAAGAGCAGCAACUCUUGAAGUCUUUGGUCAAGAAGGAGCAUGAAGCCUUGAAUGCGGAGGUCUCAGAAUGCGCCGUCUACGAGUUGUAUGCGGUGUGCGCUCAUCUGGGCGGCAGCAUGGAGCGAGGCCACUACGUGGCCUUCAUCAACGCUGGGCGCAGCCUGAAGGAAGAGGCCUGGUUCUUGUUAGACGAUGCGCGCACCCUGCCGUGCCGCAGGGAAGAUGCCUUGCGUGUGGAAGCCUACAUCGCCUUUUACCGGAAGCCUGCCGGCGCGCCGCCCAACGAUCCAAGUUAGUGCG